CCUCACCCGGCCGUUUCCGGCGGCUCUUGGGCCUCCCAAGCCCUCCCUGACGGCCCCGAGCUCGACCUCCAUCUCCGCCCAAGCUCGCGCCGUCUCGGCGCCUCGAGCUCGUGUCCUCGCUGCCGUGGUCACCACGGGGAAGCAUGAGGAGGAGGCCUGGGAUCGCUGGCUUGCAGAAUGCGGCGGCUACUCGCGACCAAUUCCGGCUGGUCGGGGAGAAUGUGGCCAAGGUCAGGACCGAUGUCAUGAAGGAGCAGCUUGCGACGUUCCGGUCACAGCUCGAGGAAUUUGCUCGCAAGCAUAAGAGUGACAUCCGUAAAAACCCGGUAUUUAGACAGCAGUUUCAUGAGAUGUGCGCAAAAGUUGGAGUAGAUCCAUUGGCAUCCAAUAAAGGAGUCUGGGCAGAACUUCUAGGGAUUGGUGACUUCUACUAUGAACUUGGAGUUCAGAUAGUUGACAUAUGCAUUGCAACCAGAUCGCAUAAUGGUGGCCUGAUUGAUUUAUUGGAUCUCCGCAAACUGCUUGGUCAGAAGAGAAAAGCUACCCUGGAAUCAUUAUCUGAAGAUGACUGUUUACGUGCUAUAAGCAAGCUAAAAGUCCUUGGCAGUGGUUUUGAAGUAAUUUCUGUCGGGAGGAGGAAGCUUGUGCGUUCGGUUCCUACCGAAUUAAAUAAAGACCACAGUGGGAUACUUGGGCUAGCUCAGGCUGAGGGCUAUGUCACGGUAGAACAAGUCGAAAGGGAAUUCUCAUGGUCUACUGGGCGUGCAAUUGAUGCUCUUGAAACUUUGCUGAAGGAGGGGCUUGCUAUGAUCGAUGAUGGCCAUAGGGACGGCAAACGAAGAUAUUGGUUCCCAUGCGUUACUGUCAGCUCCGACACAGCUGCUGUUGAAGCCAAGUCAUGACCCCCAAUAUGUCAAUUCCACAAUGUGUCCAUGUCUCCAUGAGGUGGAACAACUAGUAGCACUGAAAAGUGAAGAAUGACAUUCUUUUUGCUUUUUUUGUUUUGCCUCUGGCACUUGCAAUAUUGUGUGUAAAUGUUUGGUAUGUCCAGUACACCUGUGUGUAUGAAUUCAGGUGUAAGAUCUCACUUUUUGAAUAUGAAAGGUUACAGGAUUCUUAUUCAGAAUUCAGUUUUUUAAAAACAAUAUUUAGAGUUCAGAUAA
Molecule: messenger RNA, 1163 nt
Organism: Sorghum bicolor (sorghum)
Lineage: Eukaryota; Viridiplantae; Streptophyta; Magnoliopsida; Poales; Poaceae
Product: vacuolar protein sorting-associated protein 22 homolog 1-like
Exons: 7
Coding region: 144-902 (252 amino acids)
Biological process (GO): protein transport to vacuole involved in ubiquitin-dependent protein catabolic process via the multivesicular body sorting pathway
Cellular component (GO): ESCRT II complex
Source: RefSeq, a predicted model, not a curated record